Messenger RNA from Lentinula edodes (shiitake mushroom), 2025 nucleotides. Its product is annotated as guanine nucleotide binding protein, alpha subunit. The record is from RefSeq and is a predicted model, not a curated record. The coding region runs from base 129 to 1814 and encodes 561 amino acids. Gene Ontology annotation, molecular function: guanyl nucleotide binding; G protein-coupled receptor binding; GTPase activity. Gene Ontology annotation, biological process: adenylate cyclase-modulating G protein-coupled receptor signaling pathway. NCBI's taxonomy places the organism in Eukaryota, Fungi, Basidiomycota, Agaricomycetes, Agaricales, Omphalotaceae. The transcript is spliced from 14 exons. Gene Ontology annotation, cellular component: heterotrimeric G-protein complex.
ACAGAAUGAUUGUUCCUUGGUUCCUGACAGGCACUCGCAUCAUAGGACGAGUUGAACAUAAAUAAGCGCUGGUGCCUGUAAGUGUAUAGUGUAUUCUCACAACUGUUGCUCGUUCACCCUCUUCCAUCAUGACUGGUUCGUCGCCAGCUUCAGUGGCGACGCUACCUGAUGACCCCUUCGAUGAAUUCCUGAAGCCUCCGCCUGGAGAAACGCACGAGCAACGGAUAACACGAUUAACAAGGGAAGAGGAGGCCUCGAAGAUUAGUAUGGCUAUCGAUGCCAGUAUCAAAGCGGAACGUCAGCUUAGGAAGAAAAUGCGAAUAGUGAGGCUUCUGCUUCUUGGUCAGAGUGAAUCGGGGAAAUCUGUGACAUUGAGACAAUUUCAACGAUUGUAUACUCCAACUGCGUUUCGAGAAGAACGUAUUCUUUGGCGUGGAGUGAUUCAACUGAAUAUCGUCCGGUCUGUACGCAUAAUACUUGAUGCCCUCAAUCGGCCUUCAUCUCCAGUCGCAUCUCCUUCUGUAUCCCCAAAGUCACAAACAAGAAGUCUCUCAAAACACCAUAAACCUCGAACCUCUCUGUUCGGGUCUUCGUCUGAAACUUCUCAUCCAGACCAUUAUUUAAGCGGUCCUGGUUCUAAUGGCUAUAGUAAUGACCUCUCCGAUGUAGAAACUGAUUCAGAAAUCCACAAAACGAGGCCUUGUCUUGAUUCAACCGAAAUAGAAUCUUUGAAAUUGCGCCUUUUCCCCCUUCACCAUAUUGAAGCUCUGCUGAUAGCCAAACUCGUUCCUCCAAAUGAAGAGGAAGCCACUCGAUUAAUUGCCUCUCCUGAAUCAACGAACACCUAUCCACCAUCCCAUCCAGCUAGGACUUCGUACAAGACGCAGGAAAUAUUUGUUCGUCCAGGACCCGGGUGGAAAGGGGGUUUGGCUCGUGCCCGUGUGUCAUACCCGAGCUUUACAGGUAGUCCUAAUGGCGAAGAGAGUGGGUCCACGAACGCCGGUCGACCAAACAGUGCUGGAAACAUAGGCUUAGAGACAUCUGAUGAACCACAAGAGGUGCUGAAUGCAUGCCGUACGGACAUCAUGCGAUUAUGGGCUGAUAGAGGGGUCAAACAAUUGCUCCAUAGACGAAAGAUAAGACUGGAAGAAUAUCCAGGAUUUUUUCUAAAUGACCUCGAACGUGUUACCUCCCUGAAGUAUAUUCCGACUGACGAUGAUGUCCUGAAAGCACGGCUCAAAACUGUCGGUGUGUCUGAGUAUCGUUUCCAGAUGGAAGUGUCGACUGGUCGAGAAACUGGCACAGAUUGGCGAAUAGUUGAUGUCGGCGGUAGUAGAAGUCAGGUACGUCAAACGUGGAUUCCUUUUUUUGAUAAUGUUGACGCAAUUAUCUUUCUGGCGCCAAUCAGCGGCUUUGAUCAAGUUUUAAGUGAGGACCGCACGGUUAAUCGGCUUGAAGACUCCGUCCUUCUUUGGAAAACAGUAUGCUCCAACAAGCUUCUCGCAAACGUUGACUUGGUGCUGUUUCUCAAUAAGUGUGACAUCCUGGAGACGAAGCUUAAAGCUGGUGUUAGGCUGGCAAAAUAUGUAAAAAGUUUUGGGGAUCGAGCGAAUAACCUCGAGACUUCUCCUCCGCUGUCACAUUUAGAGUUUCUCCAGACCCUUUAUCUUCUGCCCAUCGAUAAAAGUCUAGGAUUCUUGGGCGUAAUUAACACUCAGCGCUAUAAUUCACAGAUUUUCGAAGCAAAUUUAGUGCUAUCCAUCGAGAAUAUUCUCCGAACCCGCGAAAGUUUUAUGCGUUUUGCACCUCAGUGACUGACACUGCUACUACCGCAGGGAUAAUCGCCAGCGUUCGAGAUAUGGUCAUUCGUCAGCAUCUCAAACAGUCAAAACUGAUGUGACUUGGUUAUUUCUUUCGCUCGGCUUCCCGCAUGAUCUGUCAUGGUAGCUCAUGAUCUCUUUUAUCUGUGCCAUUACACAUUUCCCGCAUGUUAUCACCCAUCUGCCUGACCGUGAUCCUUCAUGA